UAAGACAGAAGUUUGGUGGUCCCUUCAAUAAUAACAACGAUACUAUAGCAACAUCGAUGUCACUCGCUCUCCAUGUGCUCCCAUUUAUUGAAUCGCUAGGUCGUCCUUGGAGAACAACCACCAUUUUCCCUGCAAACAUCCAUUAGAAAGGCAUAGCAUCCUUUCUACAAUGGCUGCUCAACCAUCUCUUUGCAACGGCCCCCCUCCAAUGGAGCCUCAAGAAAAAAAUGGUGCGGAUCCAAGAGCUCCUACAAGCUACACCGACCUCACCUCAACACUCCCUUUAGAGGAAGGCUGGGCCAUACGCCUCCGAAAAUACCAAGGCUUUUGGUUCCCACAACAAAUUCUCCCCGGCAGCAUGGCCAUGCAGCAAAACUUCAAGGCUCGCCCCGACGACGUGUUCGUGCUGAGCCACCCCAAGUCCGGCACCACCUGGCUCAAAGCCCUCACCUACGCCAUCGUGACACGAACCAAAUACCCUUUCGAUCGCCACCCUCUCCUCAGCCAAAAUCCUCACGAGUGCGUCCCUUUAAUGGACAGAAGCUACUCCACAGGCCAAGAUUCAGAAAUAGAAGCCAUGCCAUCUCCUCGUAUCCUCAACAGUCACCUGCCUUACUCUCUCUUACCACAUUCCAUCAAGAGCUUAGAUUGUCAGCUGAUAUAUGUCUGCCGGGACCCCAAGGAUGUGUUGGUCUCCCGGUGGUUCUUCAAUAAUAGGAUGAGAUCGGAAGGUAUGGAGCCAAUUCCAUUUACCAAGGCCUUUGAGAUGUUCUGCGAGGGCAACAGCCCCUACGGGCCGCUGUGGGAGCAUGUUCUCGAGUACUGGGAGGAGAGCCAGAGGAGGCCGGACAAGGUGCUGUUCUUGAAGUAUGAAGAGAUGUUAGAGGAGCCGAUGAGGAUCGUGAAGAGGUUGGCGCAGUUCGUGGGGUGUCCCUUCACUCCAGAGGAAGAGAAGGAAGGGGUGGUGGAGGAGGUCGUAAAGCUGUGUAGCUUUGACAAGAUGAAGAGCUUGGAGGUCAACAUCUCGGGGAAACUGCGUCCCGAGUUCGUCACCAAUGAUGCUUUCUUCAGAAAAGGAGGGGCAGGGGAUUGGAGGAAUCACAUGGAUCCGGAGAUGGCGCGGAAGCUGGACCGUGUCACCGAGCAAAAGCUUGAGGGGUCCGGUCUCACCCUCAAUGCUGUGGGUGUGGAAGCGGCGGCCACCAUUAAUGCUGAUGUCCAAGCACAAGUCUAGCCGCAGUUGUUUGUAAUCCUUCCUUUUUUUUUUUUUUUUUUUUUUUUUUUGACCUUUAGCGGCUUUGGCUCGGCUCUUGCUAUCAACUUCUGUUUGUAGGUGUGAAAGCCCUGUUAGUUCUGCCAUCAGCGUCUCUUCCGGGUGGUUUUGUCCCACGCUAUUAAUAAUGCAAGAUUUAUUUGUU
Elaeis guineensis (African oil palm) is the source of this 1418-nucleotide messenger RNA. Its product is annotated as flavonol 3-sulfotransferase-like. The record is from RefSeq and is a predicted model, not a curated record. NCBI's taxonomy places the organism in Eukaryota, Viridiplantae, Streptophyta, Magnoliopsida, Arecales, Arecaceae. Gene Ontology annotation, molecular function: sulfotransferase activity.